ACCUGAUCCUGAAUCUUUUCUUUCGCACUCAUAAUUUUGUAGUGAUGUAUUGUUCGCCUCGUCUGCGAAAUAACAUACAUGGAUGGGAACAGCACAGUCAACACACUUGUUUCACUGCACUAUUUUGAUCUGACAACAGGCCUCUUCCGGACUUCAGUACUAUCUCGUGACUGCUAUUUAUUACGAAGAAAACGCCUCUCUGCAUCCAGGGAGUGGCUGGCUUCAGGGUGGGCACACUCGGCUGGGCUGCGAUUCGACUUGAACCUCCAGCAGAGCCUGAAUGAUGCUCUCGGCGUCAGCUCGGGUGCCAACGUGAACAAGGUCAAGAGGGAGCAGUCGCCGCAUAUUCUCCUUAGAUGGAUUACAGUAUGGAUGGAUUAGAGUAUAGAAGUAGAACUCAACACGGGACGGCUGAAGAUUGAAUAGCUAGAGAAAUACGUACUGUCGCCGUGGUCGUGUGCAGGGCCUCAGAAAAUUUUGACACAGGUUUACUUAGAAGAACGACGGCUGAGCAAGUCCAUUCCUCGUUUUAUGGUUUAGAUAUGGGCUUGUUAGAUUUGAAAUAUUUAUACACUCAAACAGUCUACUUUACGUUUACCUUUAGAGUGCCUUGGAUUUGCGCUUAAGUUUAAGUAAACUAACUCGUGUCCAGAUGAGUAUCUUGCUCCGUUUUCGCAAGUGGGCAAAUAGGCUACAGGGGUGUAUAUUUAUGCCGCGUCAAUGAUGAGGAAGCGACGGUGAUGGAGAUGACGAAUCACGCAUGGCAGGUCGGAGCAUACAAAUCGCCGCUGCGGCCCAGCUGUGUAGUGUUGGCCCCUGGCGUGAAGCAGUUUCUGACUUUCAAUCCCGGUCCCGGUCGCAGUGUACAAGAUGAGUUACUGGAGGAAGCGGAGGAGAAGUACCAAACGGUCAAGCCGGCGAACGAUCGUAAGUCCUCCUCACUCUGCGUGUUUAUUUUUGGAGAGAGCUUGCCAGUUAAGUUCCUGCAAUGAUUUUCAUAUUCUUUCGGAUGAAUUACGUAGAACGUGAGCCAGACUUCUAGAUCUAGGCGUGCCCCCGCGGUCGAACUGCAGAGCGACAACUUUUCGUUGUUGUUCUUCCCAGGUGGUGCAGGUUCGGGUAGCCUAGUUAUUGCAAUGUUGUGAGAUGCUACAGCUAGUAGAAAAAUUGAUCCAACAAGAAGCUAAUCCUUCCCUUAUUUUAUGAUUUGAUUGCAAAACAAAACAGAAACGGCAAUCAAAAUAAAUGGCGCCGGCAACGAGAUCGACAAAGCCGACGGGUCCAUGUUUCUAGUUACUGAUUUUUUGUGCGAUCUGUAUCAGUCUUCCGUGGUCGUAAAUUGUUGCACAAGUGCGCCGGCUCGGCAGAAGUGCCGUGCCGCGGCAGUGUAUCUGCCGCGCCGGCUCCUCUGUGUUUUCACGGGACCUACAUGCUUGCUUCUCUACGCAGCCGACAGCAGCUCCCUCGAGAAUGAGCCGAGGGAAGGAAGAAACUACGUAUUUGAUUUCAAAAAGAAGUCUUCUUUUGGAGUCUAUCUGAUAGACCCAGAAGUCUGGAUGAACCGUGCGUCGCCGGCGAACAAAGAUAAGGUCUGGAUGGAAUUUAUCCAGACGCAGCGCCACAUCCUACGCUGCCGGCGCGUUUUCCGAUGGGACGACCAGAGCGGCGACAUCCCGAUUCUCGCUGGAGAAGUGAACAACUUCGGAACCCGGGCCCAGAAGGCACUCCUGAGCCCCGGAGGUACAUUAUAGUUUUAUAUUUAUAUAACUAUAUUUAUAAGCUUCUUUCUUACUUUGGUGGGGCAGCAUAUCCAUAUUGCAUCUCCUCGUCUUGUCCUCAGGUUUUUAAGCGUGAAUCGACGCACGACGGAUACCGGCAGGAACAUGGAAGCAGCUGCGUGCUAUCCUUUUAGCAACGGCCGAAUUGCUGGUCGAAGAUGCAAACUGAUCCUCGCUUCUAUUUGCGCAUAUGAAGAAUGAACAUGAAGUCUUUGCGACGUCGCGCGUAUUUAGACUUACUCACUUGAUUUGAUUCAACAUACGCCGAUCAUUAGGAUUGCACUGGCAGGUGGCGCAACCAUUCGAAACUCAGGUUUUCUGAUUAUUCCUUUCGUCGGGAGACUGGGCGAGAAUGUGGUCUUCGAAAACUGCUGGUGUAUCGGAAACGAAUCCGAUUUCCUGAAUGUUUACUCUGGUGGCAGCGAUAUGAAGUGAAAAUAUCAAUAUGCAAAUAAAACACGACCAUGUUGACGCUCAUGCAUAAGAUUAGGAAGAGGUUCUAUGCAUGGAUUCAUUUCUUGUAUUCUUCCACGUCGAACGAAGUACCACUACACUCUCGUACCGAUCGAUUUCACUGCAGGCGAGACGAGCCUCGUCAUAUCAUCUCCUCAUGGUCAUGGUGUGCGUGCAUGUUUUGCGAGGAUUGAGCACGUCACGGGGUAUAAAGAGCUGAAGGACAGGGAAGCAUUGAUUAGGGAUACCCACUGAAAUAAAACUUUGCACCAUUGCCAUCAGUCUGGGACUUUUUUAUGCAUGAAUGAGCGGAAUAAAUUGUAAUUGAAAAUAAUACGUCGAUGUGGUAGUUGUGUGUAAAGAUAAAGAAAGAAACAAGAUUCCCCACAACUGCGCGCAUGAGGCUAGUUUUUUUAUGGCUCCUGAAUGCAUAUAUGAUGGCAGUAGUAGUACAAGUAAUUUUUUGUUUCACAGGCUGACGCCUAACAGACCAGGAACAGUUCUCGCAAUGGAAAGAACACCGGCUCCGGCAAGAGCUGAACAAAAUCCCACGCCAGCUACAAUGCCAACUCCCGUACUCAACCCGAUAUGUGUCUGAGCGAUCACCCGACGCACGAUCGGAAGCUUUGCGUCUACUUUUUGAUCGAAUUCGCUUAGCGGCCAGACUUCCAUCGCUCAGUGGCAGGGAACCUCCGAAGGAGGAACAGUGGAAAAGCCGACCAACUGCGCCGUGUGAUUUCUAUUCGUCUCCGCCCUAUGGAAGCACACAAUCAUGCCCCCUGUCACGAAUGGCAUAUGCCAAAUUGCAAUAUAACUGAAACGCUUGCUGGCUUUGGUCUUGAGCUCUGUACUGCGAAAUUCUCAAAGCCAAAGAAAUUCUGUGACGGGUCAAAGCGCACCUCUUUUCCCAUGCUACCUUUCUAUGCAGACUAUUCAUUCUUGGACCCUCCCUAGGGGCUCUUCGCUCAAAUACUACUAGACAAAUUUCAAAAUAUUCGGGGCAUGUUUUGUUGCAUACACAAAUUAUUCCAGACAAAGAUGAUGUUCGUACCCCUUCGACCGCCAUUUCGGAGUCAGUCCGCCCCUCGUCUCCGAAUACCCAGGAAAACCGGGAACAGGCCGCUUCGUUUGCUUGUUUCGAUGAUCCGACGUUUACAAGCUCAAGCUGGCUCCUAUUCAAUCGAUUCAUCAAGCUGGCUCCUAUUCAAUCAGGCCGAUCGAUUCAUUAAGUUGAGACGACCUGACAUUGUCUCUGAUCCUGCCAACUCGUUCUUGACGGACCUGGAGUUUCUUGGCUUUUUAGCCAACUCGUCUUUGUCGCUUUAUUUGGCGAGUGGAAACCGGGAGGAGCGACAACAAGAAAUGUAAAUCGAUUGCCCUCGCGAAGACUUUUUAGUACUCGCAUAAAUCUACUGCUCCGACCACGGUUGGAUAAAUCUGAAAAGAAAAGGAAGUCCUUCGGGCAUACGAAGCAGCAUCCGCUGUAGAAGAUGCCCGAUGGUCUUCGCCACUGAUUCCAAGUGAAAGAAGAAACCGCACGACUGAGCUGAAAGAAGAACGAAGAGAAAAAAGGCUGAAUCAUAUAAUUUCAGCAUAGCCAGG
This is a messenger RNA of Amoebophrya sp. A120, 3833 nucleotides long. NCBI's taxonomy places the organism in Eukaryota, Dinophyceae, Syndiniales, Amoebophryaceae. The record is from the annotation of a GenBank genome assembly.